AAAUACUGCCCAUAGAAUAUGAUGGGCAUGUUUUGCCCUGUCCAGAGCUGCCUUCUUCACUACAGGUAACAGCCCUAAGUUUGGAAUGGGCUAAAUACAGGCAAAGGGGCAAAGAAAGGGGGAGUCUGGGGAAUCUUCAAAGGGUACAGAGAGAGAGAGAAUCCCCAGGGAAAGAGGGGGUUUCUAAAAGUUCCACACAAAAAAGAAACGGUUUCCAGAUAGUCUUUUUUCACAUUGUUCCCUUCAUCAAGAAACUGAUUCCCUGCCAUCUCUGUUGUUAUUUGUUAGUGCUGCUGUUACAUCUUCAGCCAUCUUUGUCUUUCCACUGGAGGAUGUGAAAACCCGUCUAUUUUAAUGUUAAGUGCACUCCUCUAGCCUUCUAGAUUGGUCAGGAGUAGGGUUUUUAGCACAUGUUGUCUUUUCCAACAUUUUCCUCUGAGAAACAGUUUUUAUGGGACACUCACUAUUCUAUGGAUUUCUAGUGCUACCUUCUUACUAAAGAAAUAAUUAUCUUUGUUUUUAUAAUUAACUUGUCCUUGACCUGACCUCUCCCCUUCCACCUACCAUUUUUGGAGCUUCUCUGGUUCCAAAACCUUUGGGCCAGAGUUUCUCAAAUUCUGCUCCUCCAGAUGUUUUGGACUUCAGUUCCCACAGCUGAUAAACUGGUUGGAUUUUCUGGGAGCUGAAGUCCAAAACACCUGAAGGAACGCAGUAUGAGAAACACUGCUUUAGACUGUAAGGUCCUGCGGAGAUCUAGUGCCCAGGAAAGCUGUUUUCCCAAGCCAGUAAACCCAGUGCACUGCUCUUACAAGUUGCCAUGUGGAAGUGUGAAAAUUAGUAUUAUUUCCAAUUUGUUUUUCUCCUCUUUUUCAUGAUUUAUAACUGACCAGCAAAUUCACAUGUGGCUUAAUUAUCUCUAGAGUCCUGCUCAAAGAGCGGGUCCAAAUGUUAAAUGCACUAUCACAAUAAAUAAACUGCAACACCUACAUUAUUUCAUUAAGUUUGGGAAAGUAUCAGUUCUCACAAAAUGGAUAAUUUGGUCAGCCUUGGCCCUUUGAUCCACAAGGUCUAGAGCACUGACAAACAUUUCUCAUUGGUCCUCAUCAGAGUGACAAUCCAAGAGCUCAACAUUUCUUUCCAACUGGUCCAGGUUACUGGGCCAUUUUUGGGGACUAAUCAUUCGACAUCCUAAUUCCAGAAAUAAGAUAAACUCAUAAAUAACUCUAACAGAAAUGACUUAAGGGACUCAAGCAAAGGCCUUUCUCAGCCCUUCUCCAAUCCUUUUAAAGAGCCUGAAUGUGACACUUCUGAAUACAAACCAAUGUUUUUCUAAUAGUUUAUGGUACCAAUAAGCGUGAUUAAAAUGUCAUCUGUACUGGCCAUCUUAAUGUCUAGAAGCCUUUACUGUUGGCACAAAGUGUGGCUUUUAGAGGGUUCAUAUGGUAAAUUUAGUUUAAAACUGGACAUGACUAAUGAUUAUGUUCCCUUACAUUUAUUAAGUAACUUCAUGCCUACAAAAUAAUUAAGAAUCCUGUGGUAAUAUCAUGUCUUGCUGUGCUUGUACCAGAAUUAAAUUUCCUUACCAAAUUUGCUAUCAUUGAAUGAGCCUGGUUUAAUUUUUAUUUUCUAAUUUUUUGACAAAAUGAAUUAAGGAAAACGGAAGCUUCAUAUGCUUUCCAAACACUGCAUAUUUUAACUAUCCAUUUAAAAAUAUCACUCCAUUUUGUCCUUCUAAUAGAUUUCAUAAUUGUAAAAAAAUCUAUUUUCAUAAGUAUCCACAUUCAUCCUUACAUGUUUCCUUCCCUCUCUGUUUAUCCUUCAAUAUCAUUGCUGAUAAUGUGAUGACUAUCGGAAGAUGAUGAACUGUAAGUAGCUCAUCUUUUUUCAACUGAUUCUUCAUAUCCAGACAGCUUCUGACAGCAGCUGAUUACUGAACAAGCAAUUCAGAGAAGGUGAACUGAUCUUGUUGAUGCCUAUUUUGUUACCAGAUUUUUAUGGUUCAUUUAGAAUCCACCAUAAAUUAUGUUAAUACUGGUAGUUCUUAUGGCAUCUCUAAUCAAUAUAUCAAAUAUUCACAUUCUCCAUGUACACGUCACACUAUAGCUUUAAUCCUUUAUAUUACCCCCAAAUAGAGUAAACUCAUUACACUGAUUGUUGAGUCAUAAUAUGGAUGAACCCCACUGAGAUUUAUUAUGACAUUAUAUACUUCUCCUUCUCCCAACUUAAUUCUCAUAACACCACUGUAUGGUAAACCAUACUGGGAGAAAAUAGGCGGCCCAAGAUUGCCCAAUAAAUAGUGGUUCAAUGGAGCCAGCAUUUGGGUCUACCAAGUCCUACUCCAACCAUUACAGAACACAGGCCCUAAUUUAAUUUCUUGUUUUGGUUCAAUAAAAUGGCAGUCCAAGAGUGAAUAGUUGUGUUGGUUCUACAACAUUAAGAAAUGUUGGAGGUUUGGCCAUUUAAAAACUCACUUGUACCUAUUUUAGAAAAACAGAUCCAGGGGGAUGAUGUACUUUAAAGGGUUUCUGCCUUUCUUCUUCUUGGUGAUUUUCUUUUUUAUAGGAUUUUGAAAGGAUAUUUCAGUGGACUGGCUUUCUAAAGACAAUACGCCUGUGUAAUUCACAUGCAAAUAUCUUGGCUUCACAUGAAUACAAGAGGUUUACCCUUAUGAAUUGCCAGUGUGCUUCUUUAUUCUCUGGAGCACAUCAUCAACUUCAAGGAACAAGAGUCAGACUUCAAAGAAUGAGAGUGAAGGACUUCAAAAGUAAUCUUGAAGAUUAUCCUGUGUAACUUCACUCAUAGAUCAGUUCUUGAUGACACUAACAAAAGGUGCUUCCAGAAAGCAAGCAGUAGCAUUUACAGGUAGUCCCCAAGUUACAAACAAGCAUUGUCCUCUGGACCUUGACAUAUUCUCCUUCAAAAUGUAAGAUUUCCAGGGAUGGACAUGGCCAACUCAGCCCUCUGUAUAAAGGCCAAUAAUAUUGAUGAAAAUUACUACUACUACUACUACUACUAACAACAACAACAACAACAACAACAACAACUUUGUUUUUGUACCCCGCCUCCAUCUCCCCAAAGGGACUCGAGGUGGCUAACAUGGGGCCAAGCCCAGAGUGAACAAGGCAAAGACCAGACGCAUUCUGCUAUCAAAAUAUCUGGGAAGCAGGGACCUGCUGAGAGAGCAAAUGGCAUGAAAGAGAAGCUGAUAAAGUUAAAGGGGAGGGAAGGAGAUGAUCGUGUGGAAUAGAAAUCGGAAGAGUGAGGUUGCGAGGAGAGGAGUCAGGAAAACUGCAGCUUAUGUAUCAGCACCAAGGACAGAGGCACCGGGGAAGCAAAUCUACAAGAGCUUGUGGAGAUCUUCACAAAACCAUCUGGAGAUUGUACGGAUAUAGCAGUCGGGUCCAAAAUAUGCAAGGUGGUCUAAAGGAUCCCCUAGAAAAUUGUGAUGCCACCGUCUUCACGUUGCCAGCAAUUAUGCAUUUUGGGGUCCCCACAAUUAUUCUUUUUUUUUUUACAAAGUUGCUGAGUUCUCGGAAGUGUGUGGUUUCAGAGCCACAUAAUUCUAACUUGUUUUCUAUGUUCCUUCGGAAGUGAAUGAGAGUGACAAAGGUUUCCAUUCUCAAAAUGAAAUCCUUCAGCAGAAUCAGUAGCUAUCCCAAUUCAACAUUAUCAGCCUCACUUUGGCAAGAUAACUCCACAGGACCUGGAUUGCCACAAUCUCCUGCCUACUAUGCCCUCAGUUAUUGUGUCUUGAUCCUGGCCAUAGUUUUUGGGAAUGUUCUUGUUUGCCUGGCAGUUUUGAGGGAACGCAGUUUGCAAACUACCACCAAUUACCUCGUGGUCAGCCUGGCAGUAGCUGAUCUGCUUGUGGCCAUUUUAGUGAUGCCAUGGGUUGUGUACCUUGAGGUGACGGGAGGAGUCUGGAAUUUUAGCCGUGUCUGCUGUGAUAUAUUUGUAACGAUGGAUGUGAUGAUGUGCACAGCCAGCAUUUUAAAUCUCUGCGCUAUCAGCAUUGACAGGUACACAGCAGUAGUUAUGCCUGUUCAUUAUCAGUACAGCACAGGACCCAGAUCAUGUCGAAGAGUCUCCAUAAUGAUCACAGCGGUUUGGUUAUUGGCAUUUGCUGUUUCCUGCCCUCUUCUCUUUGGCUUCAAUACUACAGAUGACCCCAGCAUUUGUUCCAUCUCUGAUCCUGACUUUGUAAUCUACUCCUCUGUGGUGUCCUUUUAUCUUCCAUUCCUGGUCACCCUGCUGCUCUACAUCCGUAUUUACAUUGUGCUGAGGCAAAGGCAGAGAAAACGCAUCCUCACAAGACAAGGCAACCAUGGUGUCAAAGCCUAUUACACACAGGAGAAACAUUCAGAAAGAACAGGUUUGCACCAGAAGCCACCCAACAUGCUCUUGUCUUGCUUCCCGUUCCAGUGUUCUUCAGACCACAAGCUGCCGGCUGAAAAGAAGCCCCUGACUCCCCCUGAACUGCAGCAGUAUUGCAGUAUCUGCCGUGAAAAUUCAUUCUCCAGUACAGGAGAUAAAGAGACUGUUGACCUAAAGGUGAGAAGAGAAGUCCGACAGCAAAGCCUGGAAGUGCGCAAACUGAACAAUGGCAAAACAACCACAUCUUUGAAACUGCCAUCUCAGCAGCACAGGACAAUACAGCUCAGAGAGAGGAAGGCCACCCAGAUGCUUGCUAUUGUUCUUGGGACUUUCAUUGUCUGCUGGUUGCCAUUCUUCUUGAUACACAUAUUGAAUACCCACUGCUCAGCUUGUCAUAUUUCUCCAGAGGUAUACAGUGCUACCACAUGGCUAGGAUAUGUCAACAGUGCCCUCAACCCAGUUAUCUACACAACCUUCAACAACGAGUUCCGUAAAGCUUUCCUCAAGAUCCUGUAUUGCUAAAGAUGCAGAGAGCGACAUAGUAUCAUUUCCCAUUGAUGGUGGAGAACAAUAUGGUGCAGCUGAGAUGGAUCUGUAUACAUAGGAUGGGUUUUCUCAUUCAUCAGUGUGAAAGAAUGUUAAGACUCUUUUUCCCAAUAGUUUAUUGCUGCAAGCUGCCAUGGGGCAGUAUUGUUAUAAUAAUGGGUUUCAUCAGUUCUCUGUUAAACAUUGGUGCAGAAAAAAAAAGAGUAAAUGUGACUUCAUUAUGCCUUCCUACCCCAAAAUAACUCAUUACAGGUAACUGCUUCCAAGCUUCAGAUGCUUCCAACAUCUUUUGUAAGCAAUUCUUUCUGGAUUGAUCAGGAACUGGAAAUUGGUCUAUUUAAGUAGAGAACAAAUAUACAAGUAGCAUGAAAUUUACCAACUGUGGAUUGUACAACAAAAUGCAAGCGCACACAAUUCAAAAGACCGAGCAUUUUACAUAUUUCUCUAGCCUUUAAUUGCACAAGAGGUUGAGUAAGUGGUUUCAUAACUGUGUUGUCAAAGGCUUUUGGAACAUGUCCAUACAGCCUGGAAAACUCACAGCAACUCGGUUUCACAACUGGUUGUAGCACCUCUUGCAACCAUCACUUUGUAUAACUGCUCAUGCAAUAGUCCAGCGCAUUGCAACUUGGUAACAUUAUGUUGGAUUUACACCACUGUAUUUAAUAUCAUAUUGUGCAGUAAAACAUGUGCAAGGAGGAGUUGAUUGGUAUCAGUCACUGAAAUAUUGUUGCUUAGAUUUUGUAGCUGUUCAUUCAAAAAACAUAAGGACGGGUGCCAGACAAAGCAAAAAAGAACAGCUUCUGCUUUACCAACACACUAUAAAUAAAAUAAAUGCUCUUGAUCAACUGCUCUAUAUUUUUUGAAAUCAUGCAUUCUUUUUCUUUAUGAAAAAUACAUUGCUUAUCUGAAAAUUGAUCCCAUUACAUGUCAGUAGGAUUUUCAGAGACAAAUGUACUCCUAACUAUAUUUAUUAGAUUGGAUUCAAAGUUAAUCACAUAAUAUGGUGAUGGAAAAUAUCAUUGCUCUUUCUCCCUAUGGCACCCCAAAGUAUGCUACACUGAUAGCUGGGGGACCACCCUGAAUGGAUUAAGCCAUGGUGUUAGGAACUGAGAAGAAGGAGAAAUACAUCAGAUUAUGAUACUUUCCAGAAGUACAACAUCUUGUACAGCAUAGUAGGUUCACAUCUGGAGCAUCUGGUUAUGUUCCUGUACAGCACAGUAUGGAUCCAACUGAAUGGGUCUCCAGGAGCAGAAACUAUAGCUUUAGUGAUAUGGUUGUUAAUUUCAUGAUGAAUAAGGAUAUAAUAUCUGUGCUCAGAGAAAUGGCAUUCUGCUUUUCAAUAUAAGAAAUUAAAACAGAGAGGAAUAUGAACAACAUAAGCCACAAAUGUUAUAAUAAUUGUAUGAUCACAAAGCUCCUACUUUUAACAAAAUUGUAUCAUGGACCUUGGAAUGUCACUGUAAAAAGCUCCCAUUAUUUUGCUUAGCAUUUGGCUCCUGGUCUAAGGUUACUCUGCUUCUGUGUAACAUCAGAGAAGAAAAGUUCAGAGACACCAUUAAAGGCUAAUGGUUUCAUAACUAAUGAAAGUGAACAUCAUUCCCCUCUAUGCACAUCACCAUGAUUCAAUGGGUUUUUAGUCACUGGGACUAACAACAGGAUUCAGGUAACUGAGGAUUCAUUUUGACAAGUAUGCCUUAUUUUUGCACUGACGAUCUGGAACAAUUUUAGGAUUGUUGUCUGCAUCACAGAGUGCGAUCUCAAUGUCGCAAAGCAAAACCAGCUUAGAAAGAGAAGCCUUGUUGAAUGAAAAAUGUGAAGGUAUGUGGAAUGCCAUCAAUCUUUAUUAUUCACUAAGUUAUUAAAAUCUCUGUGUUCAUUGCAAAAUAAGCAUCACAAGUCAGAGCAAUGUUUAACAGAAAGAGAAUGGAGACAAAGAGAAAGGAAAGAGAAAUCCUUUUAACGACAAACCAGACAAAUCAGUCUGAAACAAUCACAAUAUUUUUCCUUAGGAAAAAUAAAUAAAAUAAAGGCAAAUGUGUAAAGAUAGUAGAGGUCACAGGCAGAGUGAGUACACGAAGAUACCAAAUGCCCAAUGUCCCAGCAUUUUAUGCCAAAGGCAACCACAUCAUUUCAACACAUACGUACUAUGGUGUAAAAAGACAGACUAAGGGGAAAGGAUUUCAGAGAGAAAAUAAGAUAGAUUUCAGCAUUUGAUUAAGAAAUUGAGCCUUAGAAAACAGAUGAGUAAAUAAAAAUCCAUAUCAACAAACCUGAGGCACUUUCCUACCACAUAAUUAUAGCACUGUAUAUUGUAAACUGAACCACGGUGUGGAAACAAAGUCCAAACAAACUCACUGAGAUAGCCAAGUCAAUAGUCCAGGGUCAUAAAUGCCAAUCACCAGAAUCCUCAAAAAACAUCAGAACAGUCAGAAGUCCAGUCCAGAGACAGAUACAUGCAACUCAAACAAACAAGAUACCAGAGCCAGAAGUUAAAAUACUAGAAGUCAAAGCAGAAGUCUUUGAGUAAAUCACCAAUAAAGUCAGGUCCCAGAAUGACAAGAAGCAGGCAUUGAACUCCAACUGGGAAACAACGUUAUACUCCACAAAGGGUUGCAACACUGAAGGCUUUUUGUCUUAAAUUUUUAGCUGUUGCUUGAUUCUGGAUUGUUUUUCAGCUGAUCUCUGAGAUCUGUAAUACUUUGCUUGCUCUUUCUUAUGCUCUAGAGGUGUGGGUAUGACUAAUCCCUCUGUAACUUGCUCAGAAAUCUUGCUUCAGCUUCCUAUAGAGAAGCUUGCCCAGACUGCUAGGAAGUGCCUGCUUCUGCUGAAGGCUCAUCUGCAGCAAUGGCUGAGCUGGACAUAGCCAACUGCUGGGAGCCGCUGACCUCCAUCUCCACUGUUGGCCCUUCAAACAACUCCUUUUGCUCACUAUCUGAGGUGGCCAUGACACUACAGAAUCAUGAUUCCACGUUAUCUGUUAUGGUUCCAUCCUAUGGAAUCCUAGUACCAAAAUUAUUUGGGAGAAGGAAUUUAAAGUUAUUUGCUGGCAAGUCCGAGUACCUCAAUAAACUACAAACCCCAUGAUUCCCUAGGGUGCAACCAUAGCAGUUAAAAUGGAAUCACAGUACAAUAAUGGUGUAUUAUGAAUGGGACCGAAGUAUCAGACUGAAGUUAGAACUCUUAUGUAGAGUUGCCAGAUAAAGUAAGAGUCAGAGCUCCUAUCUCUUUAAUGAUUAUGUAGAAGAGGGGAGUUUGGAAUGUGUUGACACUCAUAAAAGCAACACCUGCUGAUAUUCCUAUGCAGCCAUUAUUUAUUUAUUUACAGUAUUUAUAUUUCGCCCUUCUCACCUCAAAGGGGACUCAGGGCGGAUCACAUUACACAUAUAAGGCAAACAUUCAAUGCCUUAACAUAGAACAAAGACAAGACAAACGCGGGGCUCCGAGCUGGCCUCGAACUCAUGACCUCUUGGUCAGAGUGAUUUGUUGCAGCUGGCUGCAGCUGGUUGCUCAACAGCCUGCGCCACAGCCCGGCCCCAUUUAAUGUCCCCAUUAAAGGGACAGGCUCCUGUCUCUUCUCACCUCAGAACCCUAUCUAUGUGCCACAUGGCUUUUCAAAUGCAGAGACCUGUUCUAUGCUGAUGGCAGUUCAGCUAAUCUAAUCAGUAGGUGACUGUGAAGGAUCAAGGGAUGGCAUCCUAUUUUUUAUGUUAUGCCUCACAAUAUUCUAACUCCAUUCUUUCCCCCUUUCUGUGUAUGUUUGUGUGUACUGGAGUGAAUGAAAGAUUCUACCUGCUACUCUGCCUUGUUGAGUAUCCCUUAUCCAAAAUACUUUGUGGCAAUAUCAUUUUCUAUUUUGAUUUAUUUAUUGUAUUUUGGAACAGUACAUUUCUGGAAUAUUUUUAUGUCUCAUUCAUUUGCUACUUGUGUUAUUUAUGGGACACAAGGUUAGAGAGAGACGAACGGGGAUCUGUGAAAUGGGAGGGAUUCAAGUGCAGUUCUCUAUGUGAAUCCACAUCCCUUUCCAUUUCACAGAUCCUUCUCCUUUUGCUGCCAGCUGCUUGCCUCUGCCUUCAAGGUGUCAGCAGCCUUCCUGCUGGUUCAUUUCUCAAAUCCUCGGUUUCUCUCCAGCUGAGGCUGCAGAGAGGCUAAUGAGCAGAAAUGCCUGUGCUGCCUUGAAAGUGGAAGAGGGUCGCUGAUGGCAAAAAAGUUUCAGCUUUUGGAGGCUUUUAGAUUUCUGGAUAGAGGAAGCUCAACCUGUUCUCAUUACCAUACUAUUGAUCGAUCUGCAUUAUGUUCUUAUUCCUGUUGAGUUGGCUUAUGUUUUGUGAACCAAGAGAAUUUUAGUUGUCAGUUUAUGUUGAAAUACAUGCUUGCUUCUGCUCAGUUCUUGCCAAAGAAGCUUGGAUAAUUAUACUGAUGGAAUCCAGAGAGUAAGAGAAAACACACACCAUAACUAAAUAAAGCUUAAUUUUUUCCCAAA
This is a messenger RNA of Anolis carolinensis (green anole), 9400 nucleotides long. RefSeq names its product dopamine receptor D3 (gene drd3). Gene Ontology annotation, cellular component: plasma membrane. The transcript has 11 exons. Gene Ontology annotation, molecular function: G protein-coupled receptor activity; dopamine neurotransmitter receptor activity, coupled via Gi/Go. The record is from RefSeq and is a predicted model, not a curated record. Bases 3595 to 4896 code for a protein of 433 amino acids. Gene Ontology annotation, biological process: regulation of potassium ion transport; negative regulation of voltage-gated calcium channel activity; adenylate cyclase-inhibiting dopamine receptor signaling pathway. NCBI's taxonomy places the organism in Eukaryota, Metazoa, Chordata, Lepidosauria, Squamata, Anolidae.